AACUUAUUAGAUGAAUAAAACAAUGGAUAACAGUUACUAUAAAAUGUGGAUUUAAUUUGUAGUGACUGUUUGUGAUCAAGGUGGACCAAACAUUGCAACUAUUAAUAUGCUAAUCAAAGAAAGCAAUGAUACACGUCAUAAGCCGCGUAAAGAAUACAUUUUUUGUGGGAAAUCAAGAAAUUAUACCGCUAUAUGACUACGUACAUCUAUAGAAAGGAAUACGUAAUAAUUUAUUAACUAAAGAUUUAUUAAUAAAUAAAUAUAAGAAAGAGUCAAUGAAACAGUAUGUAUCGUGGAAUGAUAUUAUUGUUGCAUAUAAGAUGGAUAAAUAUUUCUUUUUACGACAGUGGCAAAUGCCAAAAUUAAAUGACACACAUUUUUGCUGAUCGUAUUCCAAAAAUGAAAGUGAAGUGUGCUACUCAGGUACUAAAUCACACGGUAGCAAAUUUCAUAGACUUGGUAAUCACGUGCAAUAAAGGUAUUGUAAAGACUACAAAAGGAGAUAUGCACUUACCAUCUAGUGCUGCAAUAACGUUAGAUGUUUUAUUGUUUUUUGACGAUUUAUUUGAUUCUUUCAACGGAAAAGAAAGUAAAAAAUAUUCUAGUGUCAUUACUUCCUCAAGUAAUCAUAUACCAUUUUGGCUCAAUAUACUUCGCAAGAUGGACUUUGUUGAUAACAUAAUUCAUAAAUAUAUUCGACACAACACCAAAUAUCUUGCGAAUUGGAUAUAGAUUAUCGAAGGGGGAGCGUUUGACUACAGUACGAUUGGACACCAUCAAUCGGUGAAAAAAAUUAUCUAGUGAAUUACCAGAUCGAACCAAUCAUUAUAAUCUGUGUCCAAUCGUACCGUGGUUAAUCGGAUCCCACUCCAUCGAAGGAGUACAAUACCUUUGGAAUACGUUACAGAAGUUAGAAUUUUCUUCAUUAAAUUUAAGAUAUGUCAAUUAAGACCCUGUUGAAAACUGUUUUAGUCAAAUUAGAAGUCACAAAUAUAGGAAUAAUAAUCCAAAUCCUCAUCAAUUUUUCAUUUACAACACUUAUCACUACUAAUUUCACAUCAAAGCAUUCUCUUUCUUCAAAUUGUAAAGAAAAUUACGAAGGUACAUCAUUAUCUCUUGCUAAAAUGAUCUCGGCAGCAGAAAUGAUUGAAAUAAGUGAUGAAGAAAAUGAUGAAAUAGACUGUGCAGAAAAUGCAAUAUCAUUACCAACAUCUGAUUUAUAUAUUGAUACAGAAAAAAUUAUAAAUAUUGUAAUUCGUAAAAUUACAAAACAAUGUGCACAAUAUUUGCAAAAUGCAGAUACUUUGAAAAGUAUACAGCAUUGUAGGAAAUAAUAUACACUCGUAGGUUAACAGUACAACACAACGUAAAAGUAUAUUUAAGGGGUAACACCACUCUAGAAUUUUCAAAAAAUCGAUUUUUUUUUUUGGCUUAAACAAUAGUUUAAGGCCCUAAAAUAGUAUCCAAGUAAUUUUGUAAUGAAAAAAAAAUUUUAAACAAUUUAAUUCUUGAUUUUGCCGCAGAACGUCGGAGCGCUCGUUGAGCGCGUUGAAACGAUCUGGCGACGCGCUCACUUUUAUACUGCUUUUACCUGCCGAAACUAUAAGCGACCUUGUUACUUGUAGAGCAAAGGUCUCUCGAAUUCCUUAGGUGUCCACCAGGGUGCGUAAUUGUAUAAUAAACGUGCAUGUGUGAGUCAGUACAGCUGCAAAGUUAACGCCGAACACACGUGUCCGUUAAAUUUUUGUCUUUGUAUGAAUAUUGUAUAAAUAUAAAUUAUUAUUAGUAUUUCCUUUUUUUUGAAAAGUGUAAUAAAAGUAACAUGAAUAGUGGAAAACGAGUGUAUAGUGGAAAAAAGGCUGAAAGGACCGGUUCCUCCAGUUCGAAAAGACUAAAAAUAUCAGGGCGUCGGCCGAGUAACCGUUACGAGUUAGAGAAGCCAAAUGUUGAAAGUCCUAGCACAUCAGCUAAAAAAUUAUCAGCGCCUAAUCCAGAUGAAUUUGAAAUACAAGAAGGCUUUGGAUACAGAAUUUUGGACUUCUUAACAGUGUUCACUGCUAUAUCGCAGGCAGUUGUGUGCAAAAAAUGCAAAUCUGAUAUAAAAUUCACCGAAUGUGGAAUGCGUGGCUUGGGAUUUAAAAUUGUGAUUACCUGUGUAGAGUGUGAUCAAAUAUUUAUACCCAGUUCUCCAUUCAUCGAAAAAGGAUAUGACAUUAACCGUAGAAUCAUUUUAGCUAUGCGGCUUUUGGGAGUAUUAAAUGACAUAAUGAAGUUUUGUGCAUUUAUGGAUCUUCCCCGUCCAAUAUUUCAAUCUUUUUAUGAUCGUGUUGUGCAGAAAAUUUCUGUUGAAGCAGAGAAGGUUUGCCAGCAGAGUAUGAAAACUGCAGCUCAAAAAGAGAAAGUUACAAGUAUUGAGAAGGGCCUCUCAAAUGGCAUUACAGUCUCUGGUGAUGGCUCAUGGAGAAAGCAUGGCUUUUCUUCGCUUUUCGGCUUCGUCUCGCUCAUUGGUUGGCAUACUGGCCAACUGGUCGAUGUUUUAAUAAAAUUUAAAUAUUGCAAGGCUUGUGAGUAUUGGGAAAAAAAAAAGACACCGAAGAGUACAAAGAAUGGGCCGCAUCUCAUGAAAACGAAUGCCAAGCAAACCACGUCGGCUCAGCGGGAAAGAUGGAAGUGGAUGCAGUUAUUGAAAUAUUCCAGCGCUCUGAAUCCUUGCACGAUUUGAAGUAUGUUAAUUAUAUAGGCGAUGAUGAUUCAAAAACAUUUAAAGGUAUUUUAGAUGCAGAACCUUAUGAAAACUUUACUGUAACGAAGAAAAAAUAUGUUGAUCACGUGCAAAGACGAAUAAACUCUCGCCUUCGUAAUUUAAAAAAAAAAUACAAAAGGUCUCGGAGGAAAAGGUAAGCUUACCGGAAAACUGAUUGACGAAUUGGCAAUUUAUUAUGGCUUAGCAAUACGCAGAAAUCACGAUUCGGUGGAGAAUAUGCGAAAUGCCAUUUACGCAACAUUGAACCACAAACUGUCGACAGAUGAAAAACCUAUGCACGAUAAAUGCCCGCGUGGUGAAAAUUCAUGGUGCUCGUGGCAGAGAACGCAGGCGGGAGCGGUGCACUUGGACACGGUGCAUUUGGACACAGCCAAUCACAGCACCGUGUGAUUAGAGGCAUUUGUAGGGUCCCUUGGAACAGCGACUUGUGAUUGGACUGUGUCCAAUUGCCCCGUGUCCAACUGAUAUACACCCGGCGCAGGCGACUGGAGACACAAGUUAUAAGCAUAAGCCAACUCUCCCACAAGAAGUUUAUAAAGCCAUUUAUCCAAUUUAUAAAGAUUUAACGUCUGAAGAUUUGCUUACUCGUUGUUUAGGCGGCUUUACUCAAAAUAGCAACGAGAGUUUCAAUGCGGUCGUGUGGUCUAAAUCAACUUCUAGUGGCAAACAUGUAUUAGAUACUGCGGUAUAUAUUGCUGCAGGCAUUUAUAAUGAUGGCCUAUC
This is a messenger RNA of Odontomachus brunneus, 3487 nucleotides long. RefSeq lists its product as uncharacterized. The transcript is spliced from 3 exons. The record is from RefSeq and is a predicted model, not a curated record. The coding region runs from base 1823 to 2722 and encodes 299 amino acids. Lineage: Eukaryota; Metazoa; Arthropoda; Insecta; Hymenoptera; Formicidae.